AUGUCGAUUGCCCUCGCUAGCUUGAGAACUUCCGCAAUUCGUGCUCGUGUGGCUCCUUCUGUGGCUGCUCCUGUUGCACGCAUGUUGAACACCAGCACCUCGAGCAACAUGGCCUCUCCUACUGAUGCUCCUGCCACCAAGAAACAGCCAUUGCUCAAGACUUUUGAGAUCUACCGCUGGAACCCUGAUAAGCCUACCGAGAAGCCCUACUUGGAGAAGUAUCAGAUUGACUUGAACCAAUGCGGUCCUAUGGUGCUCGAUGCUUUGAUCAAGAUUAAGAACGAGCAGGAUCCUAGCUUGACUUUCCGUCGUUCUUGCCGUGAGGGUAUUUGUGGUUCUUGUGCCAUGAACAUUGAAGGUGGCAACACUCUUGCUUGUAUCUCCAAGAUCAACCGUGACGCUAGCAAGCCUGUCAAGAUCUACCCCUUGCCUCACAUGUACAUUGUCAAGGACUUGGUGCCUGAUCUUACCCACUUCUACAAGCAGUACAAGAGCAUCGAGCCUUAUCUCAAGCAAAACACCCCUCCCGCUGAUGGUAAGGAAAACUUGCAAUCCAUUGAGGACCGUAAGAAAUUGGAUGGUUUGUACGAGUGCAUUCUUUGCGCAUGCUGCUCUACCUCUUGCCCUUCGUACUGGUGGAAUCAGGAGGAGUACCUUGGUCCCGCUGUGUUGAUGCAAGCUUACCGCUGGAUGAUUGACUCUCGUGAUCAGUUUGGUGCCCAACGUCGUGAAGCUCUUCAAAACAAGAUGUCUGUUUACCGAUGCCACACCAUUAUGAACUGCAGCAAGACUUGCCCCAAGGGUCUUCAACCUGGUGCAGCUAUUGCCAAGAUCAAGUACAUGAUGGCCACCGACUAA
This is a messenger RNA of Lichtheimia ornata, 858 nucleotides long. Its product is annotated as succinate dehydrogenase [ubiquinone] iron-sulfur subunit, mitochondrial. Gene Ontology annotation, cellular component: mitochondrial membrane. Gene Ontology annotation, biological process: tricarboxylic acid cycle; respiratory electron transport chain; aerobic respiration. Gene Ontology annotation, molecular function: 2 iron, 2 sulfur cluster binding; electron transfer activity. The coding region runs from base 1 to 858 and encodes 285 amino acids. The record is from RefSeq and is a predicted model, not a curated record. The transcript is spliced from 6 exons. Lineage: Eukaryota; Fungi; Mucoromycota; Mucoromycetes; Mucorales; Lichtheimiaceae.